ACACACAGAAGAGUGUGUCAUCAUCACUAAUAAGAAAUAUAGAGGAGUUUGCAAAGAGAGCCAAGAAGAAGAACAAUGGCCACUACUACUUCCACUAAUAUUUUAGCCUUAUUGCUAAUGUUCCUAAUAGUAGUAAUAAUUCCAAAAUGUGAGUGUUCUGAUAAUUAUGGGUCUGUUCCAAAUUCUGAUGUUGAUCUGUUGGAAUUUCCUCUAAAUCUAGAGUAUUUAGAAGCAGAGUUCUUCUUGUUUGGAGCAUUGGGUUAUGGCUUAGACAAAGUUGCUCCAAACUUGAGUAAAGGUGGUCCACCACCUAUUGGUGCUAAAAAGGCCAAUUUAGAUUCUCUCACUAAGGAUAUCAUCUUACAAUUUGGGUGGCAAGAAGUUGGACACUUGAGGGCUAUUCAAAAUACAGUGAAAGGGUUCCCAAGACCAUUGUUGAAUUUGAGUUCAUCUUCAUUUGCACAAGUUAUGGAUAGUGCAUUUGGGAGAAAACUGAGGCCCCCUUUUGAUCCUUAUGCUAAUUCUAUUAACUUUCUUUUGGCAUCAUAUUUGGUUCCCUAUGUUGGACUCACUGGGUAUGUAGGUGCAAAUCCAAAACUCAAAGGUUCUACUUCCAAGAGGCUUGUGGGGGGCCUUUUAGGUGUAGAAUCAGGGCAAGAUGCUGUGAUUAGAGCAUUACUAUACGAAAGAGCAAUGACAAAAGUGAAACCAUAUGGAAUAACUGUGGCAGACUUCACAAACCGAAUUUCUGACCUAAGGAACCAACUCGGACAUGGUGGUCUCAAAGAUGAAGGCCUAGUGGUUCCCCCCUUUCAAGGAGCCGAGGGAAGAGUGGCCGGAAAUGUGCUCGCCGGAGACCGAUACUCACUCUCUUAUGGUAGGACACCUGAAGAGAUACUUAGAAUUGUAUAUGGUGGAAAUGGUGAUGAACAUGUUGUUGGUGGUUUCUAUCCUAAGGGAGCUAAUGGUCAUAUUGCUACAUCAUAUCUUACUUAAUAACUAAUAAUUUCAUCCAUGCAAAUAUUUUAUGAGUAAAUUAUUAAUAACACAAGUUCUUUGACUCUCAA
Cannabis sativa is the source of this 1067-nucleotide messenger RNA. RefSeq names its product desiccation-related protein PCC13-62-like. Lineage: Eukaryota; Viridiplantae; Streptophyta; Magnoliopsida; Rosales; Cannabaceae. The record is from RefSeq and is a predicted model, not a curated record. The transcript is spliced from 3 exons. Bases 76 to 996 code for a protein of 306 amino acids.